This is a messenger RNA of Owenia fusiformis, 1648 nucleotides long. The record is from the annotation of a GenBank genome assembly. NCBI's taxonomy places the organism in Eukaryota, Metazoa, Annelida, Polychaeta, Sabellida, Oweniidae.
UUUAAUACACUGAGACCAAAGUGAAACAUUUUGCAUGACAUUUAGGACAAAAAACUGAGAGUUGGGUGAAUCUGGUUGACUUGGUGCUUAAUUCACAAAAGAAAAUAUGGCUUCAAAAUCAGAUCCAAAUGAGGCUAGCUAUCUCAAUAUUCUGAAGUGUCCUAUAUGCUUUGAAGUGUUAGCCAACCCUAAGGUGACCCCCUGCAUGCAUACAAUAUGCUGUGGUUGCCUAGACAACUGGAUACAAGAACAGGGCCAAUCAAAAUGCCCAUGUCCUAUCUGUAACGUUGAGUUCGACCCACCAAUAGAUGGUGCAAAAAGCUUAAAGGGCAACUAUAUCUUGAAUGAUAUGUUAGAUCAGAUCCAUAGACAAGAAGAAGAUGAGAUAACUGGACGCCUUUGUGAUAUCUGCAUGCUGGAUGAUGAGAGGGUUUGUGCAACCUCCAAGUGCAUUGACUGCAAUCAGUACACAUGUAGAGUCUGCAGUAGGGCGCAUAAGAACAUUAAGGCUGUACAAGACCAUUCAAUAAUUCCAAUUGGUAAAACUGGCGAUAAAGCCAUCGAAUCAAUAACGCAUAUGUUCAACAAGAUGCAAAUAUGCUCAUCUCACCCGGAUGAAGAAUUAAACUUUUAUUGCCGAAGUUGCAAUGAUAUUGUCUGCAGUGAUUGCUGCCGGGGCACCCAUAGUGGUCACAAGUACCGUAAGCUGUCCAAAGUCAUAAAACAAGACAUUCAAGACAUCAGCUCCCUCAUUGAAAUAUCUCUGCAGAGAGAGGAGGAAAUCAACGAUGCACUCCAAGAUAUGACCAAAUUUAAAGAGAAGCUUGAGGAGGAUGCUUCUGACGCAAUAGAAAGAAUAACUACAAACAGAAAAGUUCAACAUUCCUUGAUUGACAAACACUACAAUGAACAAAUUUACAAAUUGAGAAGAAUUAAAUUUAGAGCCUCGAAUAAUGCAGAUGCUCAUAUCGAUGACCUCCAAAUGGAGAAUGGAAAAACAAUGAGUACAAGGCUCCAUCUGAUGAAUCAACAACAGUGUGGACAUCCAGUUGAGAUCAUUAACAUGAGAGAAGAAGUCAGAGACACUACAGAAGAAUGGUCCAAACCACAGGAGUUUGAAUUUGAUUCAAGGGUUGAACUAGAAUACAUUGAUGGUAGAGUAACACCAUCAGGCUUAGAGUUUGGACAAGUCGCUUCACAGUGAUAAGCAAAAUAUAAUAUGAGUCGAGUCACGCAAAAACUUUCCUUAUAGAUUUUAAUUCAUAACUGAGCAUUUAUACAGCCUCAUAAAUUGCCUUGUGUUAAGUGCCUUUAACAGAAUUAUGACAAUCGACAAAAGUUAGUUAGAAUUUCAUGAAUAUCACUCUGCUCAUCUGUCCAACUCAUCUUUUAAGUUAAAAACAAGAACUGGCAGCUAUCUUUUUAGACAGACUCUUAAUCUGAUUGGAUCUCAAUAUUUCCAUGAAUUGAGGAAUUCCUCUUUUUAAGCAACAUUUCACUGAACAACAUGUCUUCAAAAAGCACUGUCUGUAAUAUUUGAACAGAGAAAGCUUUUUAUUUGAGGGUAUUUUGUGUACAUUUAUUUUAUUUUAUUAAUUAUUUGUUUGUUGGUCUGUUUGUUUGUUUGUUUGUUUGUUUGUUUGUUUGU